AUAUUUAAAUUUGUAUAUAGAAGGAAAUAUUCAAGUAGACGUUACUCUAUGUAAUACCCUUAUAUUGACUCCACAUUCCUCUCGUUCUACGUUCUCUGCCUUUGUCUUCCAACUCUAGCUUUCCUUCAUUCUUCUUCUACAUACAUACAUACAACCCACCAUAGUUUCUCGAUCAUCACUUCCUCUCUCGUCUCGAUCGACCAAUAUAAUCUAUCAUUUCUCUUUCAUUUUUGAGGUGAUCGAUCAACAAUUUCUGCAUCAUAUAAUACUGUCAUUAAAUUAUAUGAAAAAGUUUCCAAGAACUUCAUGAUCGAAUUCAUGAACUUUGGUUAGUGAAAUUUUGUGAUUGAUUUGCGUUAAAAGGAGGAAGAUUAUAGCCAGGAGUACGUCAAAGAAAUGGGUUCUUUCUCCACCCCAAAUGAGACUAGACAACGAUCCUACACAUCAAUUGAAGACAUUUAUAAAAGGAAGUUGCAGAGAAGCAAAGCAAAAGAUCCAGAUAAACAAUCCAACAUAUCUAUCCAAGACAACAACAACAACAACUACAAGGGUGUGAGGUCAAAGUUACCCCUCUUGAAAGUUGCCCUACUCAUCAUUGUCUCUGUUACAUUCAUCACUAUCUUUUUGCACUCUCCACCCUUCUGUACUCAUCAUCACUUAUCUUCAACCUCUAUCUUCCGGCCUAGUUUAAUGAGAAGGUGGAUAUGGGGUAAUAUCGAUCCUAGAUACCUAUCACAUUUACAGAUUAAUUGGGAUGACAUCUCUAAAGUUCUUGACAAACUCAAUGAAAAAGAGUACCAUUCAAUUGGCCUCUUAAACUUCAACAAAGAUGAAAUCAAAUCUUGGAACCAGAUCAUUCCUGAACUUGAACAUACUGUCCUGAAUCUAGACUAUGCUGAAGAAACUGUUACAUGGGAAUCGUUGUAUCCGGAAUGGAUCGACGAGGAGGAAGAGGAAGAUGUACCACUUUGCCCCUCGUUGCCAAAACUCGAACCACCAAGGAAGAGACUUGACCUUGUUGUCGUGAAGCUGCCUUGUCGUCAGGGUGAACUGCAGAAUUGGUCGAGGGAUGUAGCUCGGUUGCACUUGCAGCUUGCAGCAGCUGGCCUUGUUACCUCGGCCAAAGGGAAUUACCCUGUUCACUUGCUUUUCAUCACAAACUGCUUCCCAAUACCAAACCUGUUCCCUUGUAAGGAGUUGGUCAAACAUCAAGGAAAUGCAUGGUUAUAUAAGCCAAACUUGAAUGUGUUGAGAGAAAAACUUCAGCUUCCUGUUGGUUCUUGUGAACUUGCUCUUCCUCUUAAGGACAAAGAGAGGACAUACAGGGGAAACCCAAGGAAGGAAGCAUACGCGACAAUCCUACAUUCAGCUCAUGUGUAUGUCUGUGGUGCCAUAGCAGCUGCUCAGAGCAUCCGUAUGGUAGGGUCCGAUAGGGACCUAGUCAUUUUAGUUGAUGAGUCAAUAAGUGCAUACCACAGGAGUGGGCUCGAGGCAGCAGGGUGGAAGAUCCGGACCAUACAAAGGAUAAGGAAUCCAAAAGCCGAAAAGGAUGCAUACAACGAGUGGAACUACAGUAAGUUCCGGUUAUGGCAACUAACAGAUUACGACAAGAUCAUCUUCAUUGAUGCUGACCUUCUCAUACUAAGAAACAUGGAUUUCCUCUUUAGCAUGCCAGAAAUAUCAGCCACAGGAAACAAUGCAAGUCUGUUUAACUCGGGUGUCAUGGUCAUAGAACCCUCAAACUGCACUUUCCAGCUUCUUAUCAAUCAUAUAAAUGAAAUAGAAUCCUAUAAUGGAGGAGAUCAAGGGUACCUUAAUGAAAUCUUCACAUGGUGGCAUAGAAUUCCUAGGCAUAUGAAUUUUUUGAAACAUUUUUGGAUAGGUGAUGAGGAAGAGAAGAAGCAAAUGAAAACUAGGCUGUUUGGGGCAGAACCACCCAUACUGUAUGUGCUACACUACCUUGGGAUCAAGCCGUGGUUAUGCCAUAAGGACUAUGACUGUAACUGGAACACAGAUUUCUUACAGGAGUUCGCAAGCGAUGUUGCUCAUGCAAGGUGGUGGAAAGUUCAUGAUGCAAUGCCAGAGAAACUUCAGGAGUUUUGUCUGUUGAGAACAAAACAGAAAGCUCAGAUUGAGGUGGAUCGAAGGCAGGCUCAGAAAGGGAAUUACAGUGACGGGCAUUGGAAGAUAAGGGUUAAAGAUAAGAGGAUGAAGAAGUGUGUUGAUAAGUUGUGUAACUGGAAGGGUAUGUUGAAGCAUUGGGGUGAGAAAAACUGGACUGAUGUUGAGUCUUAUGCUCUACCACCACCUUCUAUUGCAGUAACACCUCUUUCUUAAUUGCAUUCAAUCAGGGUUAUUUUUUAUUUUAGAUUUUGGAAGACAUUAUGUAUUUUUUCGCGGUAUACUUGGAUUUUGUUUAGUAGUAGAGUCUAUACAAACUACAAAAAGCCCUUCAUUACAAUAAUCUGCCUCUUCUCUUCCUCCAUGCCAUAAUAGAGUAGAGGUUUCAGAUAUUAUAUCAGCAUUUUUUAAGUCAAACAUAAUACAAGUUAGGAUAAAAUUUCCAAAUA
Spinacia oleracea (spinach) is the source of this 2570-nucleotide messenger RNA. Its product is annotated as UDP-glucuronate:xylan alpha-glucuronosyltransferase 1. Bases 397 to 2337 code for a protein of 646 amino acids. Lineage: Eukaryota; Viridiplantae; Streptophyta; Magnoliopsida; Caryophyllales; Amaranthaceae. The transcript has 4 exons. Gene Ontology annotation, molecular function: glycosyltransferase activity. The record is from RefSeq and is a predicted model, not a curated record.